Molecule: messenger RNA, 6125 nt
Organism: Gambusia affinis (western mosquitofish)
Lineage: Eukaryota; Metazoa; Chordata; Actinopteri; Cyprinodontiformes; Poeciliidae
Product: transcriptional regulator ATRX-like
Exons: 35
Coding region: 153-5861 (1902 amino acids)
Cellular component (GO): nucleus
Molecular function (GO): ATP hydrolysis activity; ATP-dependent chromatin remodeler activity; ATP binding
Source: RefSeq, a predicted model, not a curated record
UAAAAAGUGCUAGAACAAGAGAUGUUUUUUCCCCUUUGCUUCCUCACUGAGGGUUAAUUAGCGCCACAGUUUUUCUUUGACAAUUUAGUGAAAUAAACCCUAAAGCAAUGUGAACUUUUUGAACGACUUCUAUUGUUCUGCUGCUUUCCGACAUGUCCGCUUUAAGAGGAACCUCUAGCAACAAGCUGAAUUUAUUGGUCGACAAGCUUCAUGAAUAUUUGGCUCAUUCCAGCAUUGAGGACAGAUAUGGCAUUCCAACAUCAGAGGAAUAUCAUGGUCAGAUAAACAAACGGUUUUCUGUGGAGAACUCGAGAGUGGAUAAUGUUACAGAGGCUGCUUUGGACACUAGAUAUUCGAAAAGAAAACCGUCAGUAGUUGUAAAGCACUCUGGAUUGGAUGAAUCUGGCGAAUCAAAUGCAAGUGAAGACUUUGAGAUGUCAGUCAGCUCAAAUGGUCACCUUGACGUCACUAGAUUGCCUAAAGGUACAGUGCUGGUGAGACCUGAGCCAGUGGACAACGGGAGAGAUGAAUUCAGAGGUCCAGAAUUUCGUAGUCGCAAGCCAGGGGUACUUCGGAAAGAGUUUUCAAGGAAACGUGCAGGAGGGCAACAUGUGGGAAUUGUGUGUUGUACUGCGUGUGGCCGACAAGUUAACCACUUCCGGAGAGAUUUCCUUUAUCAACAUCCGGUUCUGAAAGUGCUUAUUUGCAAGUCAUGCUACAAUUAUUAUUCAAGUGACGAUAUCAGUAAGGAUGGAGAUGGCAUGGAUGAGCAGUGCAGGUGGUGUGCUGAAGGAGGCAACUUGAUCUGCUGUGACUACUGUAGUAAUGCUUUCUGCAAGAAAUGCAUUCUUAGAAAUUUGGGCAGGAAGGAGCUCUCCAGCAUCUUGGAGAGCAAAUGGUAUUGCUACGUGUGCAGCCCAGAGCCGCUUUUUGACCUGGUGAUGGCCUGCGACACCGUCCUGGAAAAUGUGGAGCCCCUCUGGCCUCAUCAGCGGAGGAGGAACCGAGCGGUGCCGGAGAAGUCUGAACUGUACCGCAUACUGUCGCAACGCUCGGCUCAGAACAUUCCUUUGGAUAAAUGGGACCACAGUGGCAUGGACGGAAAUGUGAUCUUUAACUACAACAAUCUGCACGUUUCUAAGGAUGUUACUAAAAAGGCAAAACAUCUGGUAGACUCAACAAACGCCUUAAACCAAACAUUCAUCAGUUUCAUUGAGACGGUAACAGCAAACAAGCCUACGCCCAGUGUUCGUGCUGUGUAUUUUAACUCCUUUUUAGCUGUAGUGAAAGGCCUGCGAAAGUCUCUCACCGCACUGGAAGACAGCCUUAAGGAGGAAUUUAGGGACCUGGAUGUCGGGAGCAAUUGGGAAAAUAUCCUCAGCAGUGACUGCAAACGUCUUAUAAGAAAUUCAGACAUUGAGGUGGAUAUGCCUGAUAAAAGAUGCUUAAGCAACUUGCAGAAACUGGCAGCUGAACAUAUUGAAGACAAUGACUCUGACUCCAAAGGAUUCAUUGACCUCACAAAUGACUGUUCUGAGAAGGAACUAGAUUUAAGUUCUGAAAACAUCGGCUUGACGUCAUCUUCAAGCGAGGUUGACUUGUCUAAAAAGCUAAUUGUACAACUUACACCUGUACCUAUGGAGCAGAAAGAAUCAGCCGAUGUCCCAAUGUUGGACAAAAACUUCCCUGGGGAGGAAAAUAAAUCUAAGAAAAAGGAUGCAUCGGAAGAACAGGUUGUUGGAAAUCCUAAAACUGAGAGACAGAUGAGCAUUGACACUGCUAGUACACCUAUCUUGCUGAAGGAGAAACAAGGCAACAGACGAUCCCCUCGUUUGAAGACGACUCCGUUGCGGAGACAAAGUGACAUCACAAUCAAACCAUCGCUUUCAGGUGUAGACAGCGAGAGCGACUCUGAACCUGAGGAGACCCCUGACACAGUGACUGCCACAGGCAAUGAUGAGCAAAAUUUGAGCCGGUCAAGAGAUGACUCAGAUUCAGAUGAAGUACCUGCUGCCCUUCUUGAGCGGGCAGCGAUGACGCACAGCUCAGACGAACCUCAGAGUGACGAAGAUGGAAACCAAGCACCUCCGGACAAGGUGGCCAAGAAAUGCCUGUUUUGGCUCACCAAGAACAGUCCGAUGUCGCCGGAGAAGCUGCGGCGAAAACGCAAGAUGCUGGACCGCUCAUCUGAAUCGGAAUCGGGCAGCAGAGGAGUUAAAGCUCGACAGGAAAGCGGGACAGAUUUCUCAAGUGAUGAUCAAGACUCUCAGAAGGAAAUACAACACUUAAAUACGGUGAGGUCGAUCGGGAAGCCUCAUCUCAUGAGAAGAGAAGAGGAAGGUGUGGUGAGAAAGCAGAAGAGAAUGCAAGCUAGCAAGUCUAAAAGGAAACGCCAACAAGAUGUGACUGAUUCGUCAUCCUCGUUGAGCGAUGAUGAACAAGAAGAUGAUUCUGGCAGCGACGUAAGUGAUCAGAAGAUGAAACCGAUCACAGAAAAUGUGGCAUCACUCGGAGUAGCAGCAUUCCAACAAUCCUCAGGAGAUGAAGAGCAGUCUGGGCCCUCAUGGGCAGCAGAAGAUGAUGAAGAUCCUGAAAAUAGAAUCGCUAAGCAAUUGCUAUUGGCCCAAAUUAAAGCCAACCUCUCUUCGGAUGGGGACAUUUCUUCCGAAGGGGAAACUCAGGAGGAUCAGUCUGAAUCAGAUGGCGACGGAGAACCUAGUCAAGGCAAUGAGGAUGAUAAUGCAGCAAAUACUCACAGAGAAGACCUGGUUUCAGAGUCAUCAGACAGCAUGCUCGAUGAGCCAAAGUCCAGGCACCAUCUUCUCCGCCACAAACUCGCAUUAGAUGAGGGAGCUUCCAGUGACAAGACAGAACCUGAGGGUGAAGUAGGGAUGCAGAAGAGCAAAAGAAGAACCAGGAGGAAACGUCUGUUUUCUGGUAGUGAGACUUGUAGUGAAGGUAGUGAAGAGACGGAGAUGAGCGAGGAGCUGAGUGAGUCCGAGGAUGAGGCUGCUGAAGAUGGGAUCGAGAGAUCAAGCAAACGAGAAAAGGAAGCAACUUGUAGUUUUAAACUGAACAAGCAAGUGCCCUGCAUUUUAUUGUCUGACUCCAGUAUCGAGCAGAGCGACGAAGAGGAUGCAAAUCAGGAGAACAGCGAAAGUAAAGGCACCCCAAAAGGACGCAAAAAGAUCCGCAAAAUUAUUGACGAUGAGAAUCUCCGUGCUGAGACUCAAGAAGCCCUCAGGGAGGAAGAGGAGAGACGUCAGCGUUUGGCGGAUAGAUCGCAACAGAUGGAGGACUGGAGAGAGAUAACUGUAAUCCCAGAUGAGUUGUCUCAAGUGGAAUGUCCUGUCACAACCAAGCUGGUCCUGGACCAGGAUGAAGAGACCAAGUUGCCGCUUGUUCAGGUGCACAGGAACCUGGUUACGAGCCUGAAGCCUCACCAAGUGGAAGGUGUCCAGUUUAUUUGGGACAGUUGCUGUGAGUCUGUGAAGAAGGCCAACUCUUCCCCCGGAUCAGGCUGUAUCUUGGCACACUGCAUGGGUUUGGGAAAGACUCUGCAGGUGGUGGCCUUCCUUCACACGGUGCUGCUGUCAUCAAACCUGAAGUUCAGAACAGCCUUGGUGGUUUGUCCACUUAAUACCAUCCUCAACUGGGUCAGCGAGUUCAAGAGAUGGCAGCACAGCCUUGGAGAAGAUAGAGUUAAGGUUUCCGAGAUGGCUAAUGUGAAGCAUCUUCCGGAACGUCUUAGAGCUCUGCAAGCGUGGCAGAGAGACGGAGGAGUCAUAAUAAUAGGGUAUGAGAUGUACCGCAACCUGUCCCAGAACUCUAACGCCACCAACGAGGAGUGCAACAAGGAGCUGAAGAGCGCAUUAGUAGAUCCAGGUCCGGACUUUGUGAUCUGUGACGAGGGUCACAUUCUUCGUAAUGAAUCGUCACGCAUCUCUAAAGCCAUGAACAGCAUCAAGACCCAGAGGAGAGUGGUGCUGACGGGUACACCGCUUCAAAACAACCUCGUUGAGUACCACUGCAUGGUAAAUUUCAUCAAGAAGAACCUCCUGGGCUCCCUGAGUGAGUUCAGAAACCGCUUCAUCAACCCCAUCCAGAACGGCCAGUGUGCCGACUCCACCCCAAGAGACGUGCGGAUCAUGAAGAACCGCGCUCAUGUUCUCCAUGCGGUUUUGGCUGGAUGCGUGCAGAGAAGAGAUUACUCAGAGCUAACUCAGUUUCUGCCUCCAAAACUUGAGUAUGUGCUGCUGGUGAGGAUCUCUCCACUUCAGUAUAAGCUGUAUCGCUACUACCUCGACCACGUUGCAGGUGAGGGCUCAGCAACUAGGCAAAAACCCCAGAAAACUGGCGCCAACCUUUUCAAGGAUUUCCAGGUCCUUACCCGGAUCUGGACUCAUCCAUGGUGUCUUCACCUCAGCGAUCUCAGCAAAGAAAGCAGGAAGAAGAAUUUUUAUAAGAGGAAUCAGCUUCAGAUGAUCAAUGUAGAGACGAUUGUGGCGGAGAGUGGAUUGAAACAGAACGAAGGGAAUGAACUAAAUGUCAAUGGACACAGUACCAAGUCUACUGACGGACCCCAAACUGUCCGAGUGGUGGAAGGUGAGAAAUCAUCCAGCAGCUCGAGGUGUCAGAGUCCCGUUGAAGCCUGGUACAGGCAUCUGCUGUCUGAAAGUGACGCCAGAAUCAUGGAGCAUUCUGGGAAAAUGGUGCUCUUGUUUGAAAUCCUCCGAAUGGCCGAAAGCCUGGAUGACAAAGUGCUGGUGUUUAGUCAGUCCUUGGUCUCACUGAACCUGAUUGAGGAUUUCCUCGCAGCUUCUCACAAUGCUAGAGACCCAUUAUCAUCCGUCAAAGAGGGCAGCUGGAUUAAAAACGUGGAUUACUAUCGACUUGAUGGCUCUGUCAGCGCCUCAUUGAGGAAGAGAUGGGCGGAUGAGUUUAAUAAUUCUGACAACUUCCGUGGCAGGCUGUUUCUGAUCUCAACGAGAGCCGGAUCACUUGGGAUCAACCUUGUGGCUGCUAACAGGGUCGUCAUCUUUGACGCUUCGUGGAACCCUUCAUACGACAUUCAGAGCAUAUACAGGGUGUAUCGCUUCGGUCAGCUGAAACAAGUGUUUGUGUACCGCUUGUUGGCUCAGGGAACCAUGGAGGAGAAGAUCUACGAUCGUCAGGUGACCAAGCAGUCUCUGUCCUAUCGAGUCGUAGAUCAUCAGCAGAUUGAAAGACACUUCACUUUUCAUGAGCUGACUGAACUCUACAAAUUUGAGCCGGACCUGCUCGAUGAUCCAAACUCUAAGAAAAGCAAGAGAGCGACACCGAUUCUCCCGAAGGACAGCAUCCUAGCAGAGCUGUUAAAAAUCUGUAAAGACCGGAUAGUGUCUUACCAUGAGCACGAAUCCCUGCUGGACCACAAGCAUGAGGAGGAGCUCAGCGAAGCCGAGCGCAAAGCUGCGUGGGCCGAGUACGAAGCCGAGUCAAACACAGUGAAACUCCCAGCCAGCUCAAGCCAGGACAGAUUGCAGAAGUAUACCAAUGAGCAGCUACUGGAAAUACUCAACAAAAGCAGAGCAAAUGUAUCGCUAGCUUUCCUGACCCUGCAGAAUAUGAGGAUUCCCUCCAUUGAGGACUACAUGGUGCGACUGCGGCAGCAGUACCCCUUCCUACCUGAGGCGGAGCUGCAGAUCAAAGCUGAGAUUUGGAGACAAUCUGACGUGAACAGACGGGACAUCACACAGUCCUUUUAUCAAGACUCUCUGGCGCAGCAUCAGUCUCUCACGUUCCAGAUUCAGGCCUUACUCAACAGUCGACGAACUCUUGUGAGUCCCGUUACUCUGAACACUUCAACCCAGCCUGGCUAGACGUGAGUGAGGGAUCCAAGCCUUCAGACAAACACGAAUGUUUUGUUCUUUGCUACGGUAGUCACUUGACUUCAUUUCUUCACUACAUAAAUGAUUGUAUAAUUGCACCCUGUAUAAAUGAGAGGAAUCCAUAACGCUGUUUUUAUCCUGCAUCACCAUGUUAGCCAAUGUGGCAGUUUGACUUGGACAUGCUGUGCAUUUUAAAUUAAGAUUGUUCACAAAUGUUAUUUGUUUAGUUUGGGGUAGCUCCUUAUUUGUUCCUGU